Helianthus annuus (common sunflower) is the source of this 2570-nucleotide messenger RNA. Its product is annotated as F-box protein SKIP14. NCBI's taxonomy places the organism in Eukaryota, Viridiplantae, Streptophyta, Magnoliopsida, Asterales, Asteraceae. The record is from RefSeq and is a predicted model, not a curated record. Gene Ontology annotation, molecular function: protein binding. Gene Ontology annotation, cellular component: cytoplasm. The transcript is spliced from 2 exons. The coding region runs from base 717 to 2084 and encodes 455 amino acids.
UCUUUCCCCAACACUCUUUCUCUCUCUAGAGAUAACCCUUCUCUUUCUCUCUCUCUCAUCCAUCUCGCUCUCAUAAACUCGAUCGACAGAUUCGUUCGUUCAUAAUUCGUUCGAUUCUCGUUGUUAUCUAUCGUUACUAUCAGGUUAUGUUCGUAUUCCACCCUAACGGCGUUUGAUCAACGUUAUUCACGGCGUUUUAACGGCAUCCUGUUCGUCGUUUCAUCAAAUUCUAUCGAUUUGCGUUUGUUGUGAGCGAAAUUACAGGUUUUCUGAUCUUAAUUUAGCCUUAUUGUCCCACUUAUUGAUUGUGUUUUGUUUGUUUUAUCGGUUAGGUCGAUCUAGGGUUUCGAAUUGAACCUGUUUAUCGUUAGGGCAUUAUUAUUAUUCAUUGAUUCUUUGUCUGUACAUUUGUUAUUGUUUUUUUUAGGUUUUUGGUUAGGAUUGUUGCUGAUAUGUAUAUUCGUUUGGAUAUUGAUUCGUUACAAGAAACUCUGUGAUAUUUUUCGGUGCGUUGUUUUAGUCUGCCCCCAAAAUUGAGGGUUUUCUUGUGUGAGUUUUGCCGGUUUUUUCUAGGGUUAGGUUAUUAUCGAACCAAUCAAAAGAAACAAAAAAAAAGCGAAAAAAGCAGAAGAAAAAAGAUUUGAUUUGGUGAAUUAGCCGAAUCUAGGGUUUUCUCAGGAGUGAUUGUUUGUUUCGGAUUCGUGGGUGUAUAGAAAAUGGCGCUUAAUUAUUCUCAGCGGCCGAUUUUUCCUGCCCAUACAUCGGAAGAUAAUAUGGUGUCACCGUUGAGGAUUGUGAAUGGGUAUGUUGUGGAAGGGUUGACGGAGAAACCGAGGCAUGGGAAUGGAGAGAUUUGUGAGUGUUUUGGUUAUGGAAGAGAGAAAGUUGAUAAGGGUGGCUCACCAGAUCCGGUGUCGGCGGAUAUUAUUGACUUACUGCCGUCGGAUCCGUUUGGGAUGGAUAUUGAUAUUAGUACCACUUUUACGGCCAUCACCGGGUGGCUUGAAGAUUUGGAAGUGGAUUACGGGGCUUAUGUUAGGAACAGCAUUGUGAAUACGAAUGAAGAUUACGAGUUGUUUGCGGGGCUUAAUUUGAUUUGGAACCGUGCUAUGAGGUUUCAGUCGUUUCCGAGCAAUGAGGCACCUGAUGAUAAGGGUGGUGCUGGAUCUACGGCUUUUGAUUUUGGUAGUACGAGUGCUGUGUUUACAAAAGGUGAGGAUCUUGUGGAUGAUUUUCGACGAUCUUCAAACACAGUUGGAGGAGACCCCCAUGAGGCUUUUGUUCUUGCUCUCAGUUAUUUAGGAACAAAAGAUCUUCUUUUAGUGGGGCGUGUUUGUAGAUCUUUGUGUUCUACCAUUCACAAUGAUUCGCUAUUGUGGAGGAAUAUUUACAUCGACCAGCCACUGAAUGAGAGGAUUACUGAUGACGUUCUUGUGCAACUAACUAACAGAGCUGACGGCAAUCUUUCUUCUUUGACACUUGUAAAAUGUCCAAGGAUUACUGAUGAUGGUCUGAAGCGCGUAUUGGAAACCAAUCCAAAAUUAACCAAGUUGUCUAUUCCUGGAUGCACACGACUCAGCAUCGAGGGUAUAUUGACCAACUUAAAGGCUUUCAAGUCAAAUGAAGGCACUUCAGGCGUCAAACAAAUAAGAACCGGUGGGUUCUAUGGCAUCACACUUGAUCACUACAAGGAGUUGAAGUUUUUAUUGGGCAGUGAUGAGGACACGCAUCAAAAUAAUUACAGUCCACAUUAUUAUCAUCGUGGAAACUUAUAUUUACCAUCCGAUGAUAACCGUGACAUAGAUGUUGAAAUAUGCUCAAGAUGUCAGAAUGUAAGGCUUGUCUAUGACUGUCCUGCUGACAGCUGUCAAGUGAAAGAUGAAUCUGCUGAUUUAUGCAGGGCUUGCAUAAUUUGCAUACCAAGGUGUGCCCAGUGUGGUCGUUGUGUACACAACAGCGAGUAUGAAGAGACGUUUUCUUUGGAGUAUCUUUGCUCGGGUUGUAUAAUAGAGCUGCCAAGUUGCCAUGUGGCACAACCAAUGGAGGUUGAUGUGCCAGGUGGGACCGUUUGUUUUCAUGGCUAGGUGAUGAUACUUUGAUUAAGUGGUUUAUCCGUUUAUGAAGUUCCCUGAUGGUUUUCUGAUGAAGAAAUUAAAAGAAACGAAAUAGAUAACGAAUGGGUGACUGUUGAAUGAGUCUGUUGGUGUUGGUGUAGCUUUGGAUGAUGAGAUAAGCACCGAGAUGGGGUUGACUAUGACUUUUUGUUGACUUGCUGUCGAGUACAGCUCCAAUACGGAAGAGGGGAUUGAUGAAAGUUUUCACCGUCUGUAUUUGAAGGAUAUUGAUGACCGGUUUGAUUCUUGCUGGUUUGCAGGUUGUAUUGGUUGGUUUGAAAGGACUAUGGUGUCUAAUUUGGGAUUCAGGGUUUUAUAUUUUGAUUUGAUGUUAUGUAGAUGUUCGUUCAUGUUGAACUUAAAACCUAAUGUUUUCUUGUGUAACACUUGAUUUGAUGAUGUUCAUGUUGAACUUAAAGCCUAAUGUUUUCUUGUGUGACAAGAUUUAGUCGUUCA